Phyllopteryx taeniolatus (common seadragon) is the source of this 5338-nucleotide messenger RNA. RefSeq names its product organic anion transporter X (gene oatx). Gene Ontology annotation, molecular function: transmembrane transporter activity. The coding region runs from base 3169 to 5049 and encodes 626 amino acids. The transcript has 20 exons. Lineage: Eukaryota; Metazoa; Chordata; Actinopteri; Syngnathiformes; Syngnathidae. Gene Ontology annotation, biological process: transmembrane transport. The record is from RefSeq and is a predicted model, not a curated record. Gene Ontology annotation, cellular component: membrane.
AUGUCCAAAAAACACACAAGGAAUUUGUCUCCGGUAGUUGGAGCCGCUCGAGUACGACAACAGACAGUCAAUUUACAGAACACUUUGGAGACAGAAAGACAUUGACAAAAAAAGAAAACAGUCACUGAGCAGUAAAGGGUUGCUAGUUAUCUGGUAAUGCCGGUACAUUUGAUGCAAAUCAAGAUAACCACAAGACAUGGAAUUACAACUACAAUGUUCUUAAAGCAACUCAAAUAUAGUUUAUGAACGCAUACUUGAAGAACACAGUCAAACAAGGACAGAGUGGGACGUCUUGUCGGCCGUGGCGUGUGAGCAUAUCUUUACAACCCGGAAAUACAUUGCGCGUGUCCGGCCGCGGGUUUGUAAUAUGACGAAGAAGACGCUCACGACCAACAAACAAACAAACAAACGACAGUAGUUUGCUAACUAACGCCAACACUAAACAACAGACAAGCAUGGCAAUUCCUCCAAAGCUUGCACGUUCGUUUCUCGGUAGUCCGUCGGCCUCUCUCGCCGACACAAAAAGAUUUCAAUCGAAGGAAACAUCGGGUCCGCUCGAGCAUUCUCAAACUGAGAGCAAGCGAGUCGCUGGAAUGACUUCAAACUUCACAGAAAGCAAGAAGAAGAAUAGCGAGUCAAGGACAUGGAAGGUUUCGCCCGUGGACGAAUCCUAUGAACGUGGGAAACCGAGGAACGCUUUCGUCUUUGUCAGAACCACAGACAAUUGAAAUGGAGAAAUUCCAAAACCAGGAGGUACGUGUUUGGGUGUGCGCUGCUGGAGGGCGGCGGCCUGAGCGAGGCGGAGUGGAGCGUCUCCCGGGACUGGCACUGUUGGCCGACGUCGCCCUGGACGCCUUCAUUUACCUCAGGGCCCGAGGCGCAGUUGCAAGAGUUUCUGUCCAUGUUGUAGACCCCCCCCCCCAAACUCAGUACCACUGGGAUUGGUCCAUCUGUUGGAAGAAACCAAUCCGCUUUUCAUCCGCCCCUGAACGCACCACGAGAUAGACACUGACCAGUUGCGUCAAGCUGGUCUUUUUUAUUCAAACGACUUUUCCACGGACGCUCACACUUAAUUUGUUUUGUGAAUGAGUGACAUUAAAUGCCCGUCUUGCUGCCGUUGGCAAUCAUUGUCCGGGCGAUUGCGCAAGCGCCGAGCCGGCCGUCAAUGUUCAACCGAGCGGUCGCUGCGGCGGGCCAAAGGAAACGUUCCCGCAAAAAAAACCGCUGUGUUCAGCUGGUGACCCGCCGACUUGUUUGUUGCUUCGAGUCGCGGGGGUGAAUUCCGAGUGGAGGUCGCCUCUCGUGUAGUGCUUCGCGCAGUCUGGGGGAUGCGGUCCCGCUCGGUGAGCGGGCGGGACUGUUGAUCGGUCUGCUGUUUGUCUUUAUGUGCCCCGUGAUUAACUGGCGACCGGUCCGGGGUGUACCCAGCCUUUCGCCCAAAGUCAGCCGCAAUGGGGUCCUUCCAUCUCUGGUGAUCCAGAUGGAAGUUACGAUGAACCAGGAAGUUGUAAUGACUACGAGGAAGUUGUAGUAAUGUUGUACUAGGACGUUUUAGCGAACUAGCGCAGUGGUUCCCAACUGCUGGCACCCUGAGCCUCGCAUGUUCCUAUUGUUGCAAGGUCGCAACCCACUUUUAAAGAAGAUAAGAACAAGGAAGAUUUUUUUUGUUUAAAAAUAGCCUAUGAAAACAUCCGUGCAUCCAUUUUCUUGCGCGUAUCUGGGGUCGGGUUGCGUGAGCAACAGCAUAAGCAGGGAAGACCAGACUUCCCUCUCCCCAGCCACUUCAUCCAGCUUUUCCAGGGGGAUCCUGAGGGGUUCCCAGGUCAGCACCGUGCCUGGAACACCUCAGCGGAGAGGCGUCCGGGGGUCAUCCUAACCAGAUGCCCGAGCCACCUCAUCUGGCUCCUCUCGAUGCGGAGGAGCAGGGACUCGAUUCUGAGCCCCUCCGGUAUGUCUAAGGGACAGCCGGGACACCCUGCGCCUAGAAAUUCUAUCCAUAAAAGGGCAGCCCGCCGGAGUCCAACCCUCACUGGAAAAAAUCCGACUUACUGCUGGCAAUGCGGACCAGACUGGUUGUACAGGCACUGAUUAACCCGUAUUGGGCGGUCCUAUAUCCCAUACCCCUGGAGCACCCUCCACAGGUCGAAUGCCUUCUCCAAGUCCACGAAGCACACGCAGACCGGUCGGUCGAACUCCUCGAGGACCCCGCCGAGGGUGUAGAGCCGGUCCGCUGUACCACGGCCAGGACGAAAACCACACUGCUUCUCCUGAAUGUGAGAUUUGACUUUCCGACGGACCCGUCCCCUCUAUACACGGUGUUGACGGUGCACUGCUUCCCCGUCCCGAGACGCCGGACGGUGGACCGGAAUUUCCUCGAAGCCGCCCGGAAGUCGUUCUCCCUGGCCUCGCCGAACUCCUCCCACGCCUGAGUUUUUUCCUCGGCGACCACCAAAGCCGAGUUCCGCUUGGCCAGGUGGUACCCAUCGGCUGCCGCCAGUGUUUCUGACCUAUGAAAACACGUGUACAAUAUAUUGUUAUAAACACUGUUGUAUGACUUGCCUCCAAAAGCAUAUUGCUAGCCAUAAAGUCCACUCGCCAGAAGCUGAGCUACACUGUGUUUGUUUACAGCGUAAACUAGUAGCUAGUACGCAAGGGGGUAACAUUUCCUGUCGCUUACUUAUUAAUACUGUAUGUUCAGUGUGGGAACUUGGUACGCGUCUGGACUGAAAAAAUAUGAAUACUGUCCUUGUCAUUUUUCGGAGCUGUUCGCAACCCACCCAAAACGGGCCACUUUCGGGUCCCGACCCACCAGUUGAGGAUCACUGAUCUGGCAGGAAGUUGUAAUGAUCAGCGGGCCGUGCGUGUUUACAAGUUGCGUGAACAAGCACGCAAUGAUGAGUUGUUGCAUCAUCGUGCCCACCAAGUUAAUGACCACAAGACUCACGGGAACAUUAACAGACGCCACAAUGGGGGGCUCGGGGGCGGGAGUGCGGGUCGGGGGGGGUGUCACGUGGAGCUGAGCCGGACCCGAGCGAGGUGCCAAAGUCUGCACGUCCCCGAGGAGGACGCGUCCCGUAUUCCGCUCGUCUGGUCCACCGGGCGACUCAGCAGACCACCCUGCAAAACUGUUGAUUUGAAGGACGAAAAUCAUCGUGGUCAGCCGUCAGCAUGGGCUUCAACGAGCUGCUAGACGAGAUGGGCGGUUUCGGGCGGUACCAGUGGCUCCACGUGACCCUCAUCAGUUUCCCAGGCCUGCUGAUGGCGAGUCAAAACCUCCUGAACAACUUUGUCUCAGGAACCCCCGGCCACCGCUGCAGCUUGUCGGCCAAUCACAGCCUCUGGAACCUCACGGAGCAGGUGGAUGGCCAGGACGUGUUGAAGGCCUUCAUCCCACUGGACUCUUCGGGAACUGGACUAGACCGCUGCAGGAGGUACGUGAUGCCUCAGUGGCAGAUGCUAACAGCUAACGGCUCCGUUAACACCAGCCACCUGCAAACCGAAAGCUGCGCCGAUGGUUGGACCUUUGACGACUCCGAGUUCCUUGCCACCACUGUUUCCGAGUGGGAUCUGGUGUGCAGCCUGCGGCCCCUCAAGCAGAUGAUCCAGACGGUCUACAUGGGCGGCGUUCUCGCGGGUGCCGUCCUCUACGGUGGACUGUCCGACAGGUUCGGGCGGCGCUCUGUCCUUAUUUGGUCGUACCUGCAGCUGGGCGUCCUGGGCUCUUGCGGCACACUGUCGCAGUCCUACUCGGUCUACUGCGUGUUCCGCUUCCUGAGCGGCAUGGCGGUGUCGGGCAUCAUACUCAACUCCGUUUCCCUGAAGGUGGAGUGGAUCCCGACUAAAACCAGGACUCUGGUGGGCACGCUCACCUCCUUCUACUUCACCUUUGGUCAGCUAAUCUUGGCGGGCUUGGCUUAUUGGCUGAGGGACUGGAGGAAGCUGCAGCUGGUGGUGUGCGCGCCCCACAUCCUCUUCUUUGCCUACAGCUGGUGGUACUCUGAGUCGGCGCGGUGGCUGGUCCUCAGGCGAAGAUCGCAGGACGCGUUGAAGACUCUCCACAGAGUCGCUCGGAUCAACGGAAAACCCGAAGUGGCGGACAAGCUGACGCUGGAGGUGCUUCACUCCCACAUGAGCAAGGAGCUGGCGUCCAAUCGUAAGACGCUGACCGCCUACGACCUGCUGAGGACGCCGGGCAUGAGACGCAUCUCCGUCUGCCUCAUCGCCGUCUGGUUCUCCACCAGCUUCGCCUACUACGGCUUGGCGAUGGACAUGCAGAAGUUUGGGGUGAGUAUUUACGUGAUGCAGCUCAUCUUUGGAGCUGUGGAUUUUCCUGCCAAAUUUGUGGCUCUGGGCAUGCUCAGUUUCCUCGGGAGGAGGGUGACUCAGGCCCUCUGCCUCUUCAUGUCCGCCCUCGUCAUCUUCGCCAACAUCUUCGUCCCAAUGGGGACAAUAAAGAGAUUUAAGCAAGCUUCAGAUACGCUGCAAUGUCAACAAUUAAUGGCGGCGGUCCCCCUGUCAGACAUGCAGGCCAUCAGAACGACGUUAGCGUGUCUCGGUAAAGCCUUCACGUCGGCGUCCUUCACCACUGUCUACUUGUACACCGGAGAACUUUACCCCACCAUCAUCAGGCAAACUGGAAUGGGUCUGGUGUCCACCAUGGCCAGGGUGGGCAGCAUGGCGGCGCCCGCCGUCCUCAUUCUGGACGAGGUGUUCCCUGCUCUGCCCAGCGUGGUGUACGGGGGGGCGGCCGUGCUGGCUUCGGGCUUUGCUUGCUUCUUGCCAGAGACGCUCAACGUCCCGCUGCCGGACACCGUCCAAGACGUGGAGGAGAGAUGGUUGCGAAGCGGCCACAUAAACGCCAGCGCCCUCGCAUUUUCAAAUCAAUUGCAUUUGAGUGUUUUUGAUUUGAUUGACGUGUCUGUCGGAAGGUCUGGAAGAAGUCCCGCUGACCAGAAGGAGAAGGAGGCCGUGUCCUCGGAAGACGAGCAAGUGGCGUUGUCUUUAAAACAAGUGAAGGAAGUUGAAGGGAGCGGUCUCAACGCCCUCUGACCAAUCGCACCUCACAUCCUAAGCCGUUCAUUCGCAGACCCGAUCAUGUGGUCCGCAUUUAUUUGGUAGACAGCACAGUAAUCACGUGACUUGUGAAUUUAUAAUUGUACCGGAGUCACGCGUGGCUUUUCCGAAUAUGAAAUAAUGAUUGAUCGGAGGCCUCGUCAAUGUGUCCUUGUAUAAAUGACGACAUUGAUGAAGGGGGCAAUGUCGUUGGUUGAAUCUACAACUGUACUGCAAUCCUCAUCUUGUAUGUCCACAAACGAGUUGAAAUAAAUGAUGAAUGAGG